Molecule: messenger RNA, 3208 nt
Organism: Heterotrigona itama
Lineage: Eukaryota; Metazoa; Arthropoda; Insecta; Hymenoptera; Apidae
Source: the annotation of a GenBank genome assembly
GUUCGAUACAUCGUUCGAUAGAUGCCGUCGCGUACGACCCAUUUUCCAACAAUGCUCGACCCGUUUAUUAUUAGAUGCGCAGACUCAGAUAGAUACACAGGCCGCCGCCUCGCGAAUAAAGACGACACGAACGCGUUUGUUGUGUACAUAAGUGCACGGAUUGCACGAGCAUCGGUGGGCAAAACCGAUCGUAUAUAUUCGCAUGCCUCUGCCGAUUUCAAUGACACGGGAACCUGUUCCUCGUGCGCAUGAAUAACCAGCUGCUACGCGCCCAUUUAGUGAGGUUUGUUCACUCUCUGAUCCGAUUCGCGAUUAGAACGCGAGAGGGAGAUCUCCGAGAGAGCUUGAUCUGUUGUGCUGUGUGUACAAAUGAAACGACCUGCAAAAUUUCUACAGGUAGCUUUCAGCGAGUACGUGUUUUCCUUUGGACUAUGAAUUGGUCAUGUGUUUAGGUUAUGUUGGCCUUUUCGUACCUUUCAGCGAGAAUAACUGUGGAUUUUGUGUACGAUAAUCUGGUAGAACGAUGGUCAAAGAGAAGCUUGAAAAGUGAAAUAACAUAUGAUGUGAAUUUCGAGAAAUUGAGUUAUAAUUGGCCUUGUAAGAAUAAGUGCAAGUGAAAUGUGAAGAGCGUUCCAGUUGAAUAUGAUUACACAUUUGUAUAAAGAAUUUUCAAUAUCUUCUCAAAUCCGUCUAUCUAUCGAUCGUUGGAACACCUCGUGCAUGAAAGUGUAAUGUGAAAAGCUGCUGGAAAUACGAGGAAUGCUUGUGCAAAUGUUAGGAUAGUUGAACGUCGGAAUCGUAGAAUUCCGAGGCUGACGAGUUUUCAUAUCGCUUUGUAAGAUUGGAAAAUUCCAUCUGCGAUAAUGCUUUGGGAGAGAUUAUCGAAAACAAUUCCUCCCCGUGUUUUCUAUUUCAAAAUUCUCUCUCACCAUGUUUUGGUAACUUUGCUAACCACCACUUUGUUAAUAUCUUUAUUUGAACAUGAUUCAACAAUUGCAUCCGCGAAAGUCAGCUCGACAGCCGAAAAAAUCCAAGGUUUGUUGCACGGCGAGAGGACAAUCCUGCGAAGGGUGAAGAAAGGGGAGGAAAGUGCGGAAAGUGGAUUCGGGGAAGACGUGUUUACAGAAGACGGACGACCCCGAGGGGGUGGAAUGAGCCGUCUGCAAACACGCAGGUUCAGCGAAAAAGUAUGUCAUAAGCGAAAUUCCGUUUGAGUUUGUUAGAACCAACCUGUCUUUCCUCAACGGAUACCAGUAAAUCAGAGGAUAACAGAGAGAAAGAGAGGAGAGAGAGAGAGAGAGAGAGAAGGGAAAGUGGAGAAGCUACUGUUUGAGGAAUUCCUUAAAAUGCUACGUUGCGCAACUCACCCUCUGACACGUAGUUACAUCUGUUUUAUGCGUCGUUUUUUCAAAUUUCCACCUUUUCUCUUUCUCUGGCUCUCGCUCUUCUGGUCUCUGAAAACAAACGACACCAUGGUUAAAAGCGAAACUAUUACACGUGCAAGCAGCUUGAAGUUGUAGAUCACGUGGAUUUCAAAGAGAUUGUAGGAGUUCUUAUAGACUAUGAAUUCUUUUGUGCAAGUAUUUAAUUUUCUUUUUGAACUUGGCGGAAGAAAGGAGUACAGAUUCUAGCAGAUUUCUUCGUAGUUCCGAUAGCUUCGAAUUUGCUAAGUUUUUUCUAAAUUCUCUAAAUUUCAAUUUAGAGAUCUGGCAAAAAAAAAAAAAAAAAAGAAAACAAUUGUGAAAGUACAGUUCUUCACAGCUUCGAAUUUGCUUCUGCGCAAAUUCCACUUUUCCAAUAAAUUUGCAUUUUUGGAGAAUUUUGGAACAGACUUGGGUCAUCUGGUAAAUUCCGAUUUUUCUUGAAAAUUAAUUUAUAGACAGUGUGUAUUGCUUGUUUACUGUCAGAGUCUCGAUUUCGAAUGUAUAACACCUUUCAUUUCAGAUUGUGGAUCGUAGAUGGAAUUUCAAGUUUGUCUUUGCAUUUCGUUUCAGAGUUAAAUUACGGAGUUGAGGAGAAAUGUUUACAUGAAAAAUGAGAGAAACACAGUAUCGUGUCACAUUCCUGAGAAAAGGCGCAUUUUAAUUUUGAUCUCUUGAUCGAGACGAAACCAUUUACACUGGAUAUUUCCACCAACGAAAUAGACCAAAAGAAAAGAAAAAGAAAGAAAGAAGAACGGAAAGAAUUUAAGAAAAGAUACGAAUAAGAAAGAGAAAUUAUUUGGGGGGGGGGAGAAGGAAAAAGGGGGAAGUCAAUUUCAACCGAAGGAAACCGCGUGUCCCUCUCGACGAAACAAUUGCCUCCAAUUUCAGCAUCGAACGAUUCGCAUCGUCAUAGAUCACCGGCAGACAAACGCAAUAUUGAGUGUCUGUGGUUGCAGAGGGUUGCGAAGAAAAGAAGAGAAAGAGAGGGGAGAGAGACAGGAUCCUCGCUGGAUAAAAUUCUCGCAGGGCCUUUCGCUGGCGACGUGGAUCGUCGCCUGGUCGAGGCACGAGUUCAACGAGCUGGCUAAUCGAAAUCGCUUCUCCGUUGCUAACUACUCAACUCGAGAGAAAGAGAGAGAGAGAGACCUGGUCCAUCAUCUGCCCUCGUUUUCUCCUUUCGCGCCUCUCCACAACCUCCCCACGCUAUUAUUCUUCCGUCAGGACACGGCCAUCGAGUGUCCUCGCGAAAAUCUUUUACGUCUUACUGCGUCUUGCUCUUCAAGGUGGAGCCCCCCGCUUUUCACUCGACUAUUUCACAAUUCUGCACUGAAUUGAUAUUUUUUUUUUUAUUUGAUACUAUUAUUUUUUAUUUGAUACUAUUAUUUUUUUAUUUGAUACUUUAUUUGAUACUAUUGAUAUUGUUUGUUCUGCGUAUUUUUAGCAAGUAGUAGUUCUUUUCAAUUUAUUUUAAGUAAAGUUUCCUUUCAAUUUAUUAUUAUUUAAGUUUGAAGCUAACAGAAGCUUUGGUUGGUUGAUGGAAAUAUGAUGGGCCGUGGAUAUUCGUAUUAGAAAAAUAUAAGAAUGUUCGAUUCCAUCUUGAUGUAGAACUCACUCUCGAUAUUUUACGUAAUUUUAAUUAUUAACAUUAUAAAUUCAUUAUAUAUACAUUUAUAGAUUCAUCGUAACAUUUGCGAAACGUUACAAAUCCCAAGAUAAACGUGUCAUCAAAUAUUCACAGUACUAACUCUUUUUCUAUUUUUUCAAUUUAUAGAAUCGAUCAAUAA